GUGCCUGUUGUGAUUGACGUUAGUUUGACAUUGGUACUGACUGCUGUAGCCAAACAAGACUUUCUGUCAUAUCACUCAGUCACUGGUAUUCACUUCUGUCCUUUAAAUACCACGACGCCUGGACUCGGUUGAUUCGGAAGCACAGCUAUGUGCAGCUGUGUGCGGAGCUCCAGGGCUCUGUCCCCUGUCCUGCUCCCCCGGCUGCUGCACCCCCAGACGGGCUACAGAUUAGCUGGCAGGAGCCUCUGGACCACCCCCCACUGUAUGGCUGUCAGUGGAGACUCCCAGCUGCUCCCACUGCCCAGCCAGGCCCGUGUGGUGAUAUGUGGAGGGGGUGUUGUGGGGACAUCAGUCGCCUACCACCUGGCCAAAAUGGGCUGGACUGAUAUAGUGCUGCUGGAGCAGGGCAGACUUGGUGCAGGAACAACCAGACUAUGUGCUGGCAUUGUCAGUGUGGCCAAGCCUAUUUCCAUUGAGUGUCAAAUGGCAAACUACUCCAAUAGCCUUUACCAGCAGCUGGAGGAACAGACUGGGGUCAAAACAGGGUAUGUAAAGACGGGGUCUUUGUGUCUGGCCCAAAAUCAGGAUCGCUUCAUCUCUCUGAAGCGGCUGGCAUCCCGACUGAAGGUGAUGGGGAUCAGCUGUAACAUCAUUAAGCCUAAAGAAAUAGCCAAACUCCAUCCUCUUGUCAACAUUCAUGACCUGGUGGGGGCACUCCACCUGCCUGCAGACGCUGUGGUCUCUCCACCUGAUGUUAACCACGCCCUGGCUGUGGCUGCUGCUGGACAUGGCGUUCAGAUCUUGGAGCGAACCACUGUUCAGCAGGUUUUGGUAGAGAAGGGUCAAGUGCUGGCAGUUGAGACUGACCGUGGCUCCAUUGAGUGUGAAUAUUUCGUCAACUGUGCUGGACAGUGGGCAUAUGAGCUGGGCCAGGCUAGUGAGAUGAAGGUGUCCAUUCCUCUUCACGGCUGUGAACACUUCUACCUCCUCACCAAACCUCUCCGGGAGACACUUCAGCCCAACAUGCCAGUGGUUCUUGACAUGGAUGGCAGGAUAUAUGCACGGCCAUGGCAGGGAGGCCUUCUGUCCGGCGGCUUUGAGAAGAACCCAAAACCAAUCUUCACAGAGGGCCGCAACCAGCUGGAGAUACAGAACAUGCAGGAAGACUGGGACCACUUUGAACCAAUGCUGAGUGCCUUGUUGAGGAGGAUGCCUGGUCUGGAGUCAGCUGAGAUCCUUCAGCUUGUCAACUGUCCUGAGUCCUUCACCCCUGAUAUGCGCUGCCUGAUGGGAGAGACGCCGGGUGUCUCUGGCUACUAUGUGCUGGCAGGGAUGAACUCCUCUGGCCUGUCCCUUGCUGGAGGGGCUGGCAAGUACCUGGCUGAGUGGAUGACCUACGGCUACCCCACAGCCAACGUCUGGCCACUGGACGUCAAACGCUUUGGGAACUUGCAGAGCAGCCGAACCUUCCUGCGACACAGAGUAAUGGAAGUCGUGCCUCUGCUGUACGAACUGAAGGUUCCUCGCUGGGACUUUCAGACCGGGCGACAGCUGCGGACCAGCCCUCUGUAUGACCGUCUCGACACACAGGGAGCUCGCUGGAUGGAGAAACAUGGUUUUGAAAGGCCCAAAUACUUUGUUCCUCCGGGGAAAGAUCUGCUGUCUCUGGACCAGAGUAAGACCUUCUACAAGCCUGACUGGUUUGACAUUGUUGGAGCAGAAGUGAAAUGCUGCAAAGAGGCUGUCUGUGUCAUCGACAUGUCGUCCUUCACCAAGUUUGAACUGACUUCAACGAAGGAUCAGGCCCUGGACUUGCUGCAACAUUUGUGUGCCAACGACCUUGAUGUCCCUGUUGGACAUAUCGUCCACACUGGCAUGCUGAAUGAGAGGGGAGGCUAUGAAAAUGACUGCAGCGUGGUCCGCCUCAGCAAGAACAGCUUCUUCAUCAUCUCACCGUCAGACCAGCAGGUCCACUGUUGGUCCUGGAUAAAGAAACACAUGCCCAGUGACCCACACCUUCAUCUAGAGGAUGUCAGCUGGAAGUAUACUGCUUUGAAUCUGAUUGGACCUCGUGCAAUGGACGUUCUGGCUGAGCUGUCGUAUGUUUCCAUGACACCUGACCAUUUCCCCUCCAUGUUCUGUAAGGAGAUGAGUGUUGGCUACGCUAACGGGAUCAGAGUGAUGAGUAUGACUCACACUGGGGAGCCAGGUUUCAUGCUCUACAUACCUAUAGAGUAUGCUCUGCAUGUGUACAACGAGGUGAUGUCAGUGGGUCAGAAGUAUGGGAUUCGUAAUGCAGGGUACUACGCUCUGCGCAGCUUACGCAUAGAGAAAUUCUUUGCCUUCUGGGGCCAGGACCUCGACACCUUCACCACCCCGCUGGAAUGUGGACGGGAGUUCAGGGUGAAGUUUGACAAGGACACAGAUUUCCUCGGUCGUGAGGCCCUGAUGCAGCAGCGGCAGGACGGAGUCUCUCGGCGGUUUGUCAUGCUGGUUCUGGAGGACCAUGACACUGAGCUGGACCUGUGGCCGUGGUGGGGCGAGCCCAUCUACUGUAACGGUCAACUAGCCGGGGCGACCACCAGCAGCGCCUACAGCUACACCCUGGAGCGCCACGUCUGCCUUGGUUUUGUAUCUCCGCCGCCGGGACCAGAUGGGCUCCCCACACCCAUCACCCCAGACUUCAUCAACCGUGGGGACUACGAGGUGGACAUUGCUGGCCAGCGCUACCCAGCCAAAGCCAAACUGUACCCUUUCAGCUCCCUCUUCACCCAGCAGAAACGACGCAAGGACGACAUAGAGCUCAGCAACCUCCAGGGGAAGUGAUGCAGGCUAAUGGAAGGCCUCGCCUUUGCCUCAGUUGAGGCUUCAGUGACACUCCUUCAGUUCACCAAAUCCACUCCUGCACUUACCUUGCAGUGCCAACCUGUUGUCCCUUUUCUCGCUCCUAAUCUGAGGGCUGUAUGCACAAUCACUCCCUGUCCCUCCGAUAUUUAACUUCCACACUGCAUCUCCCUCUUUCAAAGUGCAAUAUUUAAGAGGCACCAAAAGCUUGAGCUGUAUCAAAUACAGAGCUCCUGUGUCGUCAAGAUCUGCAGUUCUUCUUUAGCCCUCACACUCAAACACAGCCCACACAGUCUGAACGGCUGGUGUACAGACAGCCUGCAGUUAAGUGCCUUUGUCAAGGCAACAUCAUCUAUAUGUGUUGUAGACUUUCACUUUGUUCACUUUAAACCAUCCAGAAGGGAUUCUGACCGACAAUCUUCUCUGGUAGUGUUCCAGUCACUGUAGCUUUUCGACACUGCACAGUCUGGGAGAGUGUGAAAGAAUUGUCAUUCAGUGCUGAUGUGCAAAUUCCUACACAGUCAGUGUAGCGAUUGACUUUAUUGUUCUUCACAAAUUGUAGAUUUGCUGCUGUAAACAAGAUGAGUGAUGUGGCCUAAUUCAGAUACUUUAUACUGUCCACUACUACUAUCAUCCCCACUACAUUAUCCUGAAAAAUGAAGGGUUAUAAGUUAAUUAAAUAUCCUUCUUAGUCAGGGGAAAAAAGGUCUGGGAAAUAUAUAAUCAUUAGUAACCUGUUGUGUUGUGUGUGGCCCAUUAUUCCUCCUCCAGUUGUGUUGAAAAGGCUUCACAGACUGGUCUAAAAGCCUCAGAUUGAAGCAAAAUGACCCUUUUUGACCUUGGCUCUCAUACCUUUUCAGCUGUCCUGUGUUGUCGAGCUUGUGGUUGUGUAUUUCAACCUGUUAUUUAUGUCUUUUGGUUGUUUUGAAGCGGCGUUGCUCUUUUGAUGUUGAUGAUGAAGUUUUGUUUUACUGAUGUGUUGCUGAAUGUGUGGUCGAUGUUUGGUGACCCACAGAUGAGGGAAAACUGCGACUGGACCUGUGCUCCCAGAGCCCACAAUAUCUUAGAUUGGCGAUUAGAUUUUUGCUUGAUUCAUAGUUCUCAUGUCUGUGUGAAGGAAGGACUUCAUUUGCAUUUGAAAUAAAGCAGUGUAUUUUUGUAUAGCUAGUGUGUAUAAAAUAUCUAUUUUCAGUACUGCACAUUUUUUCAAGUUCUAUCAGCUUUAUGAAUCAUCUUUACUAUGUACAUUGAUAUACAUUUAUCAAGUGAUUUAGUGUCACGUCCCCUCCACGGGUCAGAAGGCAGGGAGAGGUAUGGAGCUGGUAGAGAUGCUGUGCAGAACUAUGUUCUGAUAAAAGUGGCAGUUGAACGUGUGAUUCAUCCAGCCAUCAUACAGGGCAAACAUUCGACACCUGAGGGUUUAGCUAGUGUGUGAGCUCUGUGUUGUCAAAAGGCUCUGCAUCAAACUGUGUGUUGACCUGCUGGGAACCUAAAAACGCCUUACAGAUUUUGAGGUGCAAAAAAAUCAAUACAAGUGAUGAAAAAUAGAGAUACAUUGUGUAGAUAUCUCUCUGUAUUGCUGUUACCUCCAUACUUUAACAUUCGCUACACUAGUUUUGUGAUGCUGUUGCAGUCAGAGUUGCAAUACAUGAAUGAAGAUUAUUUGGCUCAAUCUUAUCUCUGGCAGUGAGAUAUUGGGAGUGAUUGUGUGUGCUGCAGGAGGAGGGUGGAAUAUCCUCAAAUAUAAACAAAAAGACAGACCCAGCAUGGAACCCACUGCGAUAACUCCCAGUGACAGACAGAUUUUCUUUUAUCUCUCUAUUUCCCUACUUGAAAUCCUCUGAUCUCAAGAGCAGAGAAUUCUCAGCAGCACCAGUUGAGUCUGUUUCAGGCCCGUCUGAAGCACCUCUAUGUCUGAAAAGGAUGAAAACUGCACUCUUUACAAUUGCGCACAAAAUAGGAAUAUGGGAAGUUUUGCCAAAUAGUACUUGUUAAUGCUUGUUUGUAACAGCUCACACAAAAAUGAAAAUCAAGUCAUUAUUUACUCAGCUUCAUGCAGAUGGAAAGUUUGGGGAAGUUCUGUAGUCCACAAAACAUUUCCGAGCUACAAAAAGUGUCUAUGCAGCUCGGCCAGCAUAAUCCAAACCUUCAGAAACCCUGAGGUUGCAGAUUGAAUUGAAAAUGUUUACAUUGAAUAUAUUUACUCACUCCUUUCAGACAGGCUGUAUGCUAACACUUCUAGAUUAGUGCCAACAGUGAAGAUUUGGCUGUAAAUAUGUUUUCAAAUGAAUUUGGAUUCUCGGGGCUUCUGGAGAAUUUAAUUACACUGGACAAAAUCAUCUACUACAGUUGAUUAGGAUAAUGCAACAACACUGUUUUGCUGUAAAGCCCCAGAAAUGUUUUGUGGACAUUGAAACUCACUCUGAUUUCCCUCCAUAUGGGGGUGAGCAGAUAAUGACUUUUCAUUUUUGCGUGAACUUUAAUUAGAUUUAGCUUUUGAUCAGUUUGCUUAUAUCUCAGGCUUCUCCACUAUACAUGAUGUACAUGGAGCCCUUCUCAAAUGUAGAACAAAGGGCUUAUUUCUCUUUUUGUGUGUUGUGUGUGUAAAAAGGCACUCAAGUUAAGUGAAACAUUUGCAUGUCAGAGUGCAGUGAAUCAUCAUCACUCUUUGUAUCCGUCUGCUUCAGUGCUGUGUCCUGACCUCCUGGUACCUGUGGCACCAGUGGUACCUUUGUUUUGGCUAUAUAUGAUUCACUUUUGUGGUCUCAUUUAUAUGACUUAUUUCAUUCUGUUAAUUUUUUUCAUAUCAGUAUUGUAUAAAUAAGGUCCCAUUAAUAGCAGUUAAUAAUUGUGUGAUGAGGACACCUCUGGAUUCCUUGUACAGGUGACUGAAAGACAAACUGCUGUGUUGACACUGAUCUCAUGUGAGUGAGUAACUGAAGGGCCACAAGAAUUUGCACUAAACCAGGACAGCCUGAGUCUGCUGUUUAUACUCUUACUCUGUUUGUGGCAAUCACAUGGUUUCUGUGUUAUUUUAGAUAUUCAGAAUCUGAGUUUCUUUCAUUGUCAAAGGUUGAGAAAGAAUUCAGUACACUUACUGAAAAAAAAAAAAAACAUUAGGAAAAAAAUGGAAAUUUACAGUUAAUUUAACAUAAGUUAAUAGUUCAUUGUACACCAAUGGAAUGUGUUAUUUACCAUUUAUUAAAGGUGGAAUUUCAUUUGAAGACAUUCAGCAAUUAAUUUAGUCAAACUAAAAUUAUCAAUGACAAUAAGUUUCAACAGUUUCAACGUCUUUUUCUUGAGUUGCAGAGAUAUCUACUUGUUAGCAUGCUAACCAGCCCGUUGCUGUCCAACAUUCCUGUCCCAGUGGUGUAAAGCUCUGAGUCUGGACUACUACAUGUUCAGCUAAAUGAGUUAUCUAGCUAACAGCAGCUACAGUUAGCAGCACUUAGCUGCUACUCAAGUGACACGCCUGUUUAUUUCAGUAUGAAUUUGACGAGCAGCCAGUUCCUAAAUAUUGCACCUUUGAGCAAUUGUAAAGGUUCAUGAACAUCAGUUGCAACUUCUACAACUAUGAAUUGCUUAGUAAAGGGUUUAUAAUGCAUUACAUUAGGAAACAAUAACUAGUUUAAUUAACAACACAUUUACCAUUUAUUAAUGAUAUUUAUUGUUUAAUGUCAAACUAUCGCUGAAUAUCAAAUAUGAAGCAUCUGAUCUGAAAAGCAAAAGAAACAUGAAUGGUAAAAAGUGAACAUCAGUGAAGUUCUGUACUAGUCUGUUGUAUUGCUAACUAACAGGUGUAGUCUUUUCUCUUUCAAACACAUCAACACUCCACACCACUUGAUAAGUUUGGUGCAUGUUUGUCUCUCGUGUAAUGUUUCCAUUUUAACAUGACUUGUACUUGACUGAUUUGUAAAUGCCAGCUUUUUCUUCAGAGCUUUACAAUAAUGUAUUUAUAUCAUGUGCAACGACGUUUGGCUGUCCAAUGUACUUAAAGUAAUAAAGAAAGAGAACUUUGUUCGUACAAGAAA
Acanthopagrus latus (yellowfin seabream) is the source of this 6875-nucleotide messenger RNA. It is a transcript of the gene pdpr, whose product is annotated as pyruvate dehydrogenase phosphatase regulatory subunit. The coding region runs from base 148 to 2826 and encodes 892 amino acids. The record is from RefSeq and is a predicted model, not a curated record. Lineage: Eukaryota; Metazoa; Chordata; Actinopteri; Spariformes; Sparidae. Gene Ontology annotation, molecular function: oxidoreductase activity; protein binding. The transcript has 18 exons. Gene Ontology annotation, cellular component: cytoplasm; mitochondrion; mitochondrial matrix.